Messenger RNA from Histoplasma mississippiense, 1290 nucleotides. RefSeq lists its product with no specific name. The transcript is spliced from 11 exons. The record is from RefSeq and is a predicted model, not a curated record. Gene Ontology annotation, molecular function: methyltransferase activity. NCBI's taxonomy places the organism in Eukaryota, Fungi, Ascomycota, Eurotiomycetes, Onygenales, Ajellomycetaceae. Bases 1 to 1290 code for a protein of 429 amino acids.
AUGUCGAUAGAGCUGUGGCAACAAGCCCAGAUGAUUGUGCGCAGUAAUCGUCUCAGCCGGACGAUUGCGACGGUUAAAUUUUCUUUGUCUGCCUGCCAGGCCUAUCACAGCCCGCACAGUCGGUUUAAAGUUGUGGGAUGUCGCCCUUGCAAAGUUGGAAAAGGCAAUCCUGACAUGGAUUUCAUGGAUUUCAUGGAUUUCAUGGAUUUGAGUCUCUUCGUCUGGAGAUCGAACGCCCCCUCAGGCUUCAAGCCCUGGGGACAUCCGACUACUGUCAGUCCAUCGUUUCGGGGCGAACGCCGCCGCUACGCCUUCCGAUUUCGAAGCGAAGUUUGGUCUGCGCGCAUCACGAUGGAGUUGGACGGCGAGAGGGUUUCGGACCGCAGCAGAGUCGAGGUUGACGAAUCUUCUGCGGAAAACAGAGCAACACUGAGCGAGGAGCUGCUGGACUUUACCGAAUCUCUCCACUCCUCCAUUGUCCACUACGAAUGGAAAAACGGUAGACGGUAUCGAGAGGGAAACUACAAGUUCCCCAAUGACGAACGGGAACAAGAUCGACUCAACCUCGUCCAUUAUGCGAUUUACUAUCUGUGCGAUGAGAAAUUGUUCAUGGCGCCGUUCAACCCGGACGGGAAGAGAAUUUUAGAUACAGGAACGGGAACGGGCAAGUGGCCGAUUGAAAUGGGGGAUCUAUAUCCCUCAGCAGAAUUGGUGAGCAUUUCCAUAUGGGCAAUUUUUCGGGCACCGCCGAACGUCAAAUUCAUAGUCGAGGAUAUCGAGGAAGAUUGGAUAGAAACAGAACAAUACGACUUCAUACACUGCCGGUAUUUGAUGGGAUCUAUCAAGGAUUGGCCACGAUUGGUGAAAAAACAUUUAAAGCCAGGCGGCUGGGUGGAAUUCAAAGACUCAACAUCCACCAUAUUUUCUGAAGAUGGCAGCGUCACGCCUGACUACAAGGUGGGCGAAAUGCUUCGGAAUCUGAGGCUGGCAUCGGAGAGAAUAGGCAUAACCAUGGAUCAUGCCCCGUCACUGAAAGGCUGGAUGGAACAGGCCGGAUUUACAAAUAUCGAGCAGCGCACAAUGAGGUUACCGAUAGGCACGUGGCCAAAGAAUAAACGCUUGAAACUCAUUGGGGCAAUGAUGGCGUCACACUAUCUCGAAGGGGUGGAGGCAUUCACGCUCAUUCCAUUUACGGAGAUACUAGGCUGGACCACAGCGGAGGUUGACGAACUGAACGCGCAGGUCCGCGCUGCUGUGCAGACGAAGGGAGUCCAUCCAUUGCAUAUCUAG